AUGCUAGAAGAUAUACAAUAUUUGACGUUUUAUUUUUUAUCGUGUCUUUUAAGAUUAUGGAGUUCAACCUUACCAGGAUAUAUACAUCCUGAUGAAUUUUUUCAGUCACCUGAAAUAAUGGGUGAAGAUAUUUUCGGAUAUGAAGUAUUUCGUCCUUGGGAAUUUGAGAAAAGUCCACAAUGUAGAUCUAUAAUUGUUCCAGCAUUGACAAUUGGAGUUCCGUUUAGCAUUUUAAAUACUAUAAAUACACUUGUAAUGAAACUUGGGUUUAAUGGUAUGAGUAAAUAG
Messenger RNA from Entrophospora sp. SA101, 288 nucleotides. The record is from the annotation of a GenBank genome assembly. NCBI's taxonomy places the organism in Eukaryota, Fungi, Glomeromycota, Glomeromycetes, Entrophosporales, Entrophosporaceae.